This is a messenger RNA of Aspergillus mulundensis, 348 nucleotides long. Its product is annotated as cytochrome c oxidase subunit 6B family protein. Bases 1 to 348 code for a protein of 115 amino acids. Gene Ontology annotation, cellular component: respiratory chain complex IV; mitochondrion; mitochondrial intermembrane space. The transcript is spliced from 2 exons. The record is from RefSeq and is a predicted model, not a curated record. NCBI's taxonomy places the organism in Eukaryota, Fungi, Ascomycota, Eurotiomycetes, Eurotiales, Aspergillaceae. Gene Ontology annotation, biological process: mitochondrial respiratory chain complex IV assembly.
AUGGGCUGGUUCUCUUCGUCGUCAUCGGACACCAAACAAGCCUCCGACGGUGGCCGCAUAGCCCCCGACCGAACCUCGCGACAACGGUGCUGGAUCGGCCGCGACCAGUUCUUCGCUUGCCUGGACAACAACGACAUCGUCGACUCUAUCAAAGGGGACAAAGAGGCGCGAAAGAAGUGUGCACAGGAGAUUGCGGAGUUUGAGGCCGCCUGCUCGAGUACAUGGGUAAAAUACUUCAAAGAGAAGCGCGUGAUGGAGUACAACCGGGACAAGACGAUCGAGCGGAUCAAGAAGGAAGAUGCAGCCACAGUUCAGGACCUGAAGUCGCAAGGGUGGUCAGGGAAAUAA